CCAUGACAGUUUCGAACUUUCGACGAGCUGCACCUUCCCAGACCAACACGCGCAACAUCAGCAAACGCUCGAUAAGAUCGGUGACUUAUCUCCUGCUUAACUACGAGAACUGCUUAACUACGAUCCCGCGAAAUUAAUGACGACUGAAACCGUUUAACAUUGGCUGAUAAUAUCCGAGAAAGCUAAACAUAUUGCGAGUGCAAUACGCUGAGAAGCGAGCAUACAUUCCUGCCGUGUUGGUCCUCUGCAUUAAACAUUUACUAUCGUGCAACGCGAAUACUCCUCCACACCGGAAACUGCUGUGUAUAACAGCCUUUAUCAGUCCAAAAAAUGAUUAUAGACUGUAUAUGUGCUACAAGCGUUGUGUGGCUGUUGGGGAUUACAGGCGUCUUGUGUUUUCAAGCCGAGUCAGCAGAUAAGAAUCCUAUGUUGUUCAACGACAUCAUUUGGGAGGAGGACAAUGACAGCGGGCUCGGCAAAUUCGUUCCCCAAACGGGAUAUCUCUCGCCGGAUAGCUAUUGGCCCAGUGAUAUUCCUUAUGCAUUACACGGAUUUAGCGACGACGAACGGAAACUCGUGGAAAGUAACCUACAGACUAUUGAACGGCUCACCAGCGACUGCCUCCGGUUUAGAGAACGCAAAUCCGAGCAGGAAUUCAUUCAAUUUGAGCGUAAAAGCGGAUUUCCAGCAAUGUACCCUUAAUUACCUUAUAUGUCAAGCGGGAAUCGGGCGCCACGCCGGCCGUCCAACCCUAGUCAAACUCCACCAACAGUGCUUAACAUCAGGCAUCAUACAGCAUGAACUCCUGCACGCGCUGGGUUUCCUGCACGAGCACAGUCGCCCGGAUCGAGAUGAGCACAUCAGCAUAGUAGAGGAUAACAUGCGACCGGAGGUCAGCAAAACCAAUUACCAGAAAAUGUCGAAAAUGGCCACGUUUGGCUUGCCGUACGACGCGGAGUCCAUCAUGCACUACGGCCUGGAAGUGUCUAAAAGUCCCGACAAACCAGCCAUCGUAUUCAAGAGGAGCCCGCCGCCCCGCUGGAUGGGCCAGCAGUAUGGCCUGAGUCCGCUGGAUGUGGCCAAGAUAAGGGCUGCGUACAAUUGCUCUAAACUGACGUUUAAGGACGUCCCAAGUGUGGCGAAUCAGGACGCCUGUGCUACUUGUGCCCAAAAUGCUGGCAAUGAGGAAAGCGAAGACUUCGUCGUCGACGAACGAGCCCUCGCAUUCGUUUUUCCCAUGCCGAGCAUGAAUACACUACCAUUUACAAAGGAGCAGUGUGAGCGGCAGUUUUCCUCCGUGUGUAACAUCAGUUUGCUGCACAACGAGAUUGGGCGCUCCCCCCUUCGCUGCGAUCCUAGCCGCCCUUACUACGCCGUGAAGUGCUAUACAGCGACCGCUACGACCGCCGCCCUCCAGGCCACGUUCCGCCGCAUGGCACAGCCGCCGGUGCGGAUCAUACAACUGCUGCUGCAGGAUUCUCUCCACCUCCGCGGCGCAACACUGCAACCGAUCCGCUUGCAGGUGAUCGAGUUGGCGUUAGACGAGUGCCAUACCAACCGCAUGACGGGGAAACUACGCGGAAUGGCGCUCAGCAAUUUACUGGCUUUUCAAGCCAGAAAAUGCACCCGUGGUCUGGCUAUACGGCGACUGGAUUUCAGCACCUCGCACAAGUUACGCGUUAUUGAAUUCUGGCAGUGUGUCAUACAGUCGGUGGAAGUGGACAGCUUCUUCUAUUUGCUCGAUCUGCGUGCUUUGACCCUGGAAUUGGGCGCAUCCCCGGCGGAGGUCAAGAAGCAGCACUGUGACCCGCGUUUCGCCUGGUACCGACACUGGCUGUCCGGAAACUCCUAUCUGAUCAAGGAGCGCGAGUGGGGUAGUCUCUACAACACCAGCCAUGAAAUGUACCGCGGCCUGUGGAGCCAAAGAUUUGAACCCCAUAAGCUCUAUCAGGUGAAUGCUACAUGUGGCUGAUGCAAAAUAAAAUCUUAACCAACCAAAAUGCCGUUUUAUUCGUCUCCUGAAAACCAGUAUAGCGAAAUUAAGUACCGACGUUUUUCACAUGGCGCACAUUUUCACAAUUUCGAAUCACUGUCUCGUCUUGGCACAGAUAUGUAUUGUGCCACUCUGGCCGGAUAGA
This is a messenger RNA of Paramacrobiotus metropolitanus, 2138 nucleotides long. Its product is annotated as zinc metalloproteinase nas-14-like. Gene Ontology annotation, molecular function: metalloendopeptidase activity; zinc ion binding. Gene Ontology annotation, biological process: proteolysis. NCBI's taxonomy places the organism in Eukaryota, Metazoa, Tardigrada, Eutardigrada, Parachela, Macrobiotidae. The transcript has 5 exons. Bases 461 to 1972 code for a protein of 503 amino acids. The record is from RefSeq and is a predicted model, not a curated record.